Molecule: messenger RNA, 1275 nt
Organism: Papaver somniferum (opium poppy)
Lineage: Eukaryota; Viridiplantae; Streptophyta; Magnoliopsida; Ranunculales; Papaveraceae
Product: putative zinc finger protein At1g68190
Exons: 3
Coding region: 130-1122 (330 amino acids)
Molecular function (GO): zinc ion binding
Source: RefSeq, a predicted model, not a curated record
AAAUGUGCUCCUGAAUUCUCUGAUUCAAUCUUUCAUUUCUUCAUUGAAGCCAUUCCCUGGCAGUGGCGCUUAAACUAGGUGGAUCCGGAAAACAACUCUAGUUUCUAAAUUGAUCACAAAGAAAAGAAAAUGGAAAGAAUCUGCGAAUACUGUUGUGAAUCAAAACCAGUUGUAUAUUGUCAGGAAGAUUCAGCCCGUCUUUGUCUUUGUUGUGAUUCAAAAGUUCAUUCAGCAAAUUCUCUUUCGAGUGCACAUUACCGGGCACUUUUAUGUGAAGCUUGUGGAAAAGCACCAGCAUCUGUUAAUUGCUUAGAUCAUCCACUUUUUAUGUGUGCGAAUUGUGACAUUAACUUGCAUGUUGAUGAAGAGAAAACAAUACAGCAUCAAAAACGUGUAAUGACUAAUUACUAUGGUUGUCCUUCUGCUAAGGAUUUUGCUGAACUAUGGGGAUAUGAUUUCAAUCAACUUCAUAACAAUGACAAUUUUCAUAUUUCUUCUCCUCAAGGAUUGGCUUUGGGUGGUAGUAAUACUUCCACUGCGUAUGGUAGUAGCUCGAUACCGCCACCGGUUUGUGGCUCCAAGUUUAACUUGGGUUCGACUAAUUUGAACUGCAAGGUGUUCAGUAACAACCGAUUGCUGCAAGACACUCGCUUUGUUCUGCAACAGAUUCUGAACCUAGAUAAGCUUCAAUAUGCUGAAAGGAACAAUGUGAGGACUGAUUUAUACACUGUUGGAAAUAAUACUCAGGGGCAUCCUUGUAAUGAUCUUGUCCAUAAUCGGCCGUAUCUUCAAGGCUUGGGCAUCGAUCUCCAACAAGAUUCUGGAAGUAUGAACCAUCAGGAAAUGCACGGACCUUUUACCUUCCCUUUCUCUCAACUGGAGCACCUAACUAGUACUUCUAGUGUUGGAAUAGCAUUCCAAGGGGAUCCUUCUAGCCAGCUGUGGUCACACAAUAUGCAAGACCUUGGAAUAUGUGAAGAAAUCGACUGCCAUGAAUUCCAUGACGACCUUGGCAUACCUGAUGUUGAUCUGACAUUCCAAAACUAUGAAGACCUAUUUGGUGAGGAGCAUCAAACUAGAGACAAUUUGGCUGUGGAGAUUUCUCCAACACAGCCAACAUAAAUGUAUUUGCUCUUGACAUAUUAGAUAUUGGCUUUCCAUGAGGGCGCAGGCAAGAAAUCGCAGCAGCAUCGUCUUUGAUAACAGCACUCGCCAGAUAUUGAGAGCUUCUAACAAAUUUGAUCUUCACUGUAUCACAAGUUUGUUCAACUAUGG